UAAAGCGGCGGAAUAUUCUUGACCGAUAAAAACAUCGAUCGCGUUAGGAUCACGACGUAAUAUAAUCAAUUGAGUAAAGGGUUGAAAGAUAGACCGUGACUCGAGCGCACUUAAGAAAAAAAAAGAAAAAAGAACGACAGGGAGAAUGAAAAGAAGAGAGAAAGAAAGGGAAACAAAAGGAAAGAGAUAUAAUCUCACCCAUUGAUAAGGCGAUCGUUGUUGCUGCUGUUGCUGUUGUUGCGAAUGAUAAUAAUCUUCGGCCAUGACGUUAUCUGGACUUUGUAUCGGUGUGGAGGUUAUACCAAGCUUUUCGGCCUUGAUCUUUCGUGUUCUCUUCUUCCGCGUCUGUUUUAAAUCGCUCAACAAUCUAUCGACUUCGCCAUUGUCUCUGCUUCUUGCGGCCCUUAUUAUUUUAAUAAGCAGCUCUUUCUGUGGAUAAACGAUCGGUUGAUCGUUCAAAGCUCGAUUUAAUGUCACAAGAAAAUUAUCGAAGAUCGAAUAUUACACCGGUCUUCUUCAAACGUCGCGAAAAAACUCAUCGAUAUCGAGAAGAAAAAUUUCUUCCCUUUUACUUAAUAUUAGAAAAUCGAGAUAAUGUAUGAGAUCGGUCGAAAAUAAUUUAAUUACCUUUAUGUUGCCUGGCACUCGAUAUUUCACAGCCAAUGCUUGCAAUUCCUUGUAUGACAAUCUUGAGAUAUCGUUGCCGUUCAUUUUCAAAUACCGGGACUCGAGAGAUUUUAGCCAUGUAACCGCGCGAUCUUCUACGGAUUACGGAUGUAACAGGUACACAAAUAGUUGGUAAGAAUCGUCUGCUACCGGAAAACGCGCAUCAAUUCUCUCGAAUAUUUUCGAUUUCCUAUCUUAGAAGAAAGUACUCAUACUUAUUUAUAUGUGUCGUAUCUCUCACGAUUUCUUCCGUGGUUUAUGCGACGAAAACGAGAUUUAAAUUUUCUUCGUUUGUAUUGUUGAUCGAUCGAGUUCCUCGUACAAUGAUAUAAUAUAUAUAUCGUUAUAUUUUAUGUUUAUUGUAGUUUAUUACGAAGGAAAAUAUAUUUUAAGCUUUCUUUUCAGAUAUUCAAUAAGGAUCAAAAGAAACUUUUCAUUAUUUCAUUGAUUGAAUCUGGGAAGAUUAAAGGAGACUAAAUAUUACGGUUAUUUUCAUUUUCCAUUAAUAAUAUCAUCAUAUAUUCGUAAUAAACUGAGUAAAUCAAUUUGUUUUUUUGGAUUAAUUCGAUAGAUACAAAGAAAAAUCCAUUUAAUUUUUAUCUUUUCUCAAGCGAUUAAUAUUAGUCAGACAAAUAUUGAAUUUUUUUGAAAAAGUAAGAAAGAAAGAAAAAAGAAAAAGAAAAGAAUAAACGAAAAGAAAAUAAAAAAAGAAACAUAAAAUAAGAAAAAGAAUUAUUAAAUUCGAUGUAUCAAUAAAUCGACUUUAUCGAUAAAAAGGUACAUACGAAGUUUCUUGUGAACGAAGAUAAAACGUAUAAAAGGGAUGAAACGUAACUGUAAGAAGAAGAAGAAAAAGAAGAAGAAAAAGAAGAAGAAGAAGAAGAAGAAAAAGAAAAAGAAGUAGAAAAAAGAAAAGAAAAAAAUAAAAAACAUAAAAAAAUAAAGAAAAAGUAGCGUAUGUUAUCGGUGUGACGGCUGUCACAUAUAUGAAACACAUAUGAAUGUAUAUGUUGACCUAUACUGGGUUGGCCCAACGAGGUGCUAAAGAAAGAGGGAAACUGACUUGCGCGAGAGGUAGGACUGCGCUUUCCGGUAUUCGUGCGUCGAACGGAUCGAGAGAGAGAGAGGCAUCAGUGGAGGAAAACAGGGCGGACGUGUUGCAUCGUUGUCGCGCGUCCGUAGAAGACAAGUGAGAACGAGGGGGACGAUCGAACGAGAGGGUUGGCCACGACGAACGAUUCGCGAACAAUAAAUUCUCUGAACCUGUUUGCAAGAAGGAAGGAGAGAACAAAAGAAAGAAAGAAAGAAAGAAAGGAAAAGAAAUUAAAGAGAAGAGAACGACAAAAUAUUAUCAAAGAUAUAGACGAUAAUCGAUUAUUUAACGAGAGAGGAAGAGGGAGCUCUUCGUUAUCUAUUUGUCUCUUUCUCUCUCUCUCUCUCUCUCUCUUUUUCUCUCUCUUCCUUCGUAUCUCUAUCUUUCUUUCUCUCUUCGGUGAGCGAUCGGUUCGCCGAUCUACAUACGUUCUACCGGAUACGGCCAAUGAAGGCACGUAAGAGCCGCGAGAAACGUAAGUUCACCAAUCUUAGGGCCAAGAUCGUCCGUAAUCCGUGGUGCGUUAUCAGCGUGGUGCGCGAUCGCAGCUAGGACAUUCGACGAUGUCUCUCCUCCUUGAUGAUCGUCCUCGAGAAGCCGCGGACUGCAAACGUAAUUCGCCGAGGUGCAUCAGCGCCAAGAGUCGAUGGAGAUGCAGCGCCAAGAGGGAGAACUUGAAGAACUCGGGGGCGUUUUAGGGGGUUCUGGAGGCGGGACCUUAACCUUGGGGGGACGUCACAAGCCCGAGGAAUUGGCAACCUUAGCAGCUAACACGAGAUUUUCAAGAAAGGAGAUACAAUUGAUUUAUCGUGGAUUUAAGCAAGAGUGUCCUUCCGGAUUGGUCGACGAGGAAGCUUUCAAACAAAUCUUUUCGCAAUUUUUUCCACAGGGAGAUGCCAGCCAGUAUGCUCAUUACGUGUUCAACACUAUGAAGAGGAAACAUUCCGGUAAAAUAAGUUUCGAGGAGUUCCUGACGAUUCUAUCAAAAGUAUCUCGAGGAUCGGUGGAAGAAAAGUUACAGUGGGUUUUCGGAUUAUAUGAUCUAGAUGGCGAUGGAUUAAUCAGCAAGGAAGAAAUGUUGGACGUCGUUGGAUCCAUUUAUGAAAUGCUGGGUCGUUAUACUCAACCACAAAUAGUCGAGCCGCAUUUGGCUGCACGCGAACACGUCGAUCGUAUAUUCCAUCUAAUGGAUGCGAACAAGGACGGCGUUGUAACUAUCGAGGAAUUGGUGCAAUGGUGUUCUAAGGACGAGCAAUUAUUACGAAGUCUCGACACUCUUGACACAGUAUUGUGAGAGUUUAACGUUACUUUCGUAUCUUUUCCAUUAAGUUAUCAAAAGCUUUUUCAUUUUCUUCCGCGAUCGAUAACGUACAGCGUAUAAAAGAGUUUCAUGAGUUCCAUUUAUGGAGGACGACCGUUCUAUAUUAAAUUCCGAUAAUAUUGUAUCUUCGAAUCUCUUUCUCACUAUUUCGAUAUAUUAUGAAAAAAAAAGAAAGAAAACAAAGAGAAAAAAGAAUGGUGAUUUUUCACAAUACAUGCAUAAAGAAUAGAUAGUGUAAUAGAAGAUUAUGCUUAGAAAAAAAUGUAUAUUUCGAGUUAACAGGGAUAGCAUAAAAACAGGAUCGUGUCGUAUAAACCUUAAAGGCAAUCAAAUCAUGGAUUUUUAAUGUUUCAAAAUAGUCACUGGUAUAGAAAUAUAGAAUGGUACGUCUCCUGGAAAUGACACUAUGAAAACUAUUUCAAUACGCGUUUGUAAAUAUGUAUGUACCUACCCUACCUACCCAGUCUUUCAACCGUGCCACGUCAGAGUACGAUAAUUGACAUUAUCGAAACUUUCAGCGGACAUCGUUCAAAUAGCGUGUCACACACUUAUAACUUUAUUAAAAUAUAGGAACUAUAUUUUACUCUAACGUAACUUCCACGAUUCAUGAUUACCGAUGAAAAUUUAGGUAGACGAAUUUCUUAAAAUUUUACUUUAAUUAUAUCGAUCGAUCGAUAUAUCGUAUACUUUAUUUCUUAAUUAAUUAUAAUCAAUCGAAAUAUAUCUUUAACGCUUUUUCUAAUUUUCAUCAAGUUCGACGUAAUUUAUUCUUUAGCUUUCUACACAUCGAUUUACAAACGAUUUUUAUACUUUUUCAUAAAUUUUAACUUAUAUUUAAAGCUUUGAAAUGGCUGUUCCAAUGCAUAACCGUGACAGAAAAAUGCCAAAAAAAUAAAAUAAAAAAAGAAAAAAAAAAGAAAGAAAAGAAACGCGAACGGAUUUUGAUAUUAAAAACGUCAAAAGUGGAAGUACGUGAUAUCAAAGAGCUGAUUUCGCCGAAGAUAAUCUUAGAAAUUAAUAAUGGUGAAACUACAACAAAAUGAAUAAAAGGAAAUUAGAUUUUUUCGAUGCAACAAUUUUUCCUGGGGCCUUUUAAAUGCUAGUUAUGCUCGUUAAAAUGAAAAAGAAAAAAAGAAAAAAACGUCUUUAUUCGUAUUUUAAAAUGAAAUCUUAGAGAAAUUCUCCGUGACCAUCUUUAAACGGAUUUUAAACAACAUUCCUCACUUAUAAGUGAUUUUAUCCAAAAUUAUAAACCUAUUAGCGGGCAUAUGUGUCUUAUCCAAAGGAUAAAGUGAAGAAAAAAAAUGAGAGACAUCCCAACGGAGACAUCGUCAUAAUGUGACUAAAAUCUCUUUAUCAUUCCGAAUGAAACCCGAAUGAAUUUCGAAUGAAAUUCGUAUUAACGUAAUUGCUAUCUGAUUACGUUGGGUGUCUCACGUUGAAAUUUGCAAUAUGAAUGAAUAUUGUAUAGUACCUUGGUAGUCUCGACCAAAUAAAUGAAGCGUUAGCUAAUACAAGCUAACGCCUCGUGUGAUUCUCCUGUACCUUAUUUAUUUACUUACAGAUUUUAAAAUACUAUCUAUCGAUAUUAUGACGAUGUUUAUUAUAUCAACGUUAGUAGGUGUAUCGAUAACAUGACGUAUGUAUAGCAUAUUGUUCGAAAUUGGUUUCAUUAGAAUUAAUGAAGAAUUUCUUUUCUUCACAGCUUUCUUUUAUUCGAAAAAUACUUCGUUGUUGUUCAGUUAACAAUUAAUAUUUAAAAUAUUUAAGAGUGUGAAGAAAAGAAAGCUCUUUUUCCUUUAAUGAAAUCAAUUAGCAACAAUGUGCAUAGUACAUUCGAUUUGUGAAAUAACGCGAUACAUCAAAUAUCAAUAUAAUAUGUCAAUCGUCAAAUAUGUUGAAAAAAAGUUAAAUAAGUUUAUAAGAAAAAAAAUUCUAUAUGCGAUAUAUUCGAUAUGCAGGGUAUAUUACGUACUUUUCAUAUUUUUCUGCUGAAUGAAUUAAUAAGAGAUUCUUUAUGAAAUUAAUUCGAAUCUAUAUACAUGUAUCAAUUUUUAAUAGCUUUUCUUAUA
Vespa velutina is the source of this 5152-nucleotide messenger RNA. RefSeq names its product Kv channel-interacting protein 2-like. The transcript is spliced from 6 exons. Gene Ontology annotation, molecular function: calcium ion binding. The record is from RefSeq and is a predicted model, not a curated record. Bases 2406 to 3053 code for a protein of 215 amino acids. Lineage: Eukaryota; Metazoa; Arthropoda; Insecta; Hymenoptera; Vespidae.